CUUCUGAUCUCCUGUCAGACAGAGACCAGGGUUUCCGUUUUUAAACCAGAUGUGAUAUCCCAGUUGGAGCGAGGGGAAGGACCAUGGACAUCAGAGACAGAAGUCUCACAAGUUGUUUGUUCAGAUUCCAUUAUUCAGAAGACACAAUGUGAAAACUUGGACUGGAUUCAAAAGCAAGAUAUUUCUCUGGGAGAGUCAUCUCAGGAGAUAAUCAGAAAGAAUUAUCCCUGGUCUUCCAACUUGGGAGGAGCGUGGGAAUAUGAUGUCAGGCUAGAGAAACAGAAAGGCAACUGGAGUAGACAAUCCAAAGAAGUUACAAUAUUUCACACAAAAACUAAUGAUGAAUUGAAUAUUAAUGAAUGUAAUACAUUUGGAAGAAGGUUUAGUCUAGCGUCAAUCAUUGUUUCACCACAGAGGGUUCCAAUAGGAAAAAUUCUCCAUAAAUAUGAUACACUUAAUAAGAAUUUCAAACAGUUUUCAGAACUAAAUAAACAUAAUAGAAUACCCUAUUCUAUUUGUAAGUAUAAUAAAUGCAGAAAGCCCUUCACUUACCACUCAGACCUUAUUCAGUAUCAUAGAAUACAUACUGUAGAAAGACCAUAUGAAUGUCUUGAAUGUGGAAAAUCCUUCACCAAUAAUUCAAUCCUUAGAAACCACCAGAGAAUUCACACUGGAGAGAAACCAUAUAACUGUAAUGAAUGUGGUAAAGCCUUCAACCAGAGAGGUCACCUUACUGAACAUCAGAGAAUUCAUACUGGUGAGAAACCCUACAUCUGUAAUGAAUGUGGGAAAGCCUUCAGCAACAACUCAAUACUUAGGAGCCAUCAGAGAAUUCAUACUGGAGAGAAACCCUACAAAUGCAAUGAAUGUGGGAAAACUUUCAACCAGAGGGGCCAUCUUAAUGAACACCAGAGAAUUCAUACUGGAGAAAAGCCUUUCGAAUGUCCUGAAUGUGGGAAAGCUUUUAGUCAUAGAGUAUAUCUUACUCUACAUCAGAGAAUUCAUACUGGAGAAAAACCAUAUAAAUGUAAUGAAUGUGGGAAAGCUUUCAGCCAGAGGGGACACCUUACUGAACAUCAGAGAAUUCAUACAGGAGAGAAGCCCUAUAUCUGUAAUGAAUGUGGGAAAGCCUUCAGCAACAACUCAAUUCUUAGGAAUCAUCAAAGAAUUCAUUCUGGUGAAAGACCCUAUAAAUGUAAUGAAUGUGGAAAAACCUUCAACCAGACAAGACAUCUUAUUCAGCAUCAAAGAAUUCAUACUGGUGAGAAACCUUUUGCAUGCACUGAAUGUGGAAAAGCCUUCAGUCACAGGGUAUACCUUACUCUACAUCAGAGAACUCAUACUGGAGAGAAACCCUAUAAGUGUAAUGAAUGUGGGAAAACUUUCAGCCAGAGGGGGCAUCAUACUGAACACCAGAGAGUUCAUACUGGAGAGAAAUCCUUUCGGUGUAAUAUAUGUGGGAAAGACUUCAGCCAGAAGGGUCACCUUACUGAACAUAAGAGAAUUCAUACUGGAGAGAAGCUCUUUGAAUGCAAUGUAUGUAGAAAGAGUUUUAGUCAUAGGACAUCCUUCAUUAAUCAUCAGAAGAUUCAUUCUGGAGAGAAACCCUAUGAAUGCAAUGAAUGUGGAAAAGCUUUCAGCAAUAACUCAAGCCUUUGGAAUCAUCACAGAAUUCAUACAGGAGAGAAACCCUUUGAAUGCAAUGAAUGUGGGAAAGCCUUCAGCCAGAGGGGACACCUUACUGAACAUCAGAAAAUUCAUACUGGAGAGAAACCGUUUGAGUGUAAUGAAUGUGGUAAACACUUCAGCCAUAAAACAUCCUUUAUCAAUCAUCACAGAAUUCAUACUGGAGAGAAACCCUAUGAAUGCAAUGAAUGUGGAAAAACAUUCAGAAGUAAUUCAGUCCUCAGGGAUCAUGAAAGAAUACACACUGGAGAAAAACCUUUUGAGUGUAAUGAAUGUGGAAAAGCUUUCCGUCAGAGGGGCCACCUUGCUGAACACAGGAGAAUCCAUACUGGAAAGAAACCCUUUGAAUGUAAGGAAUGUGGGAAAGCCUUUAGCACCAGUUCAACACUUAGGAAACAUCUUUGUAAGCAUCUUUCUAAACUUUAAAGCAUUAGUCAUGACUUAUAUGAAAAUAAAUAUUGAAGGGAUGCCCGAUAAUUAUGCUAAGGGAUGCUGUUGGCAUAUGCUUCAAAACUCAUCAGACGUCAGAGACUUUAUGCUGGAUGUUGAUUAGGGAUGUAAUGUUCUACAGAAAAUUUGUUGACUUCUCAUUGCCAAGUACUGGAGAGUCAAUAAGUCAGUAGGUACAAAGUUUUUGGUGCUUUUAAUAGAUCAAAAUAACUUUGUUUUCCAUUAUGAGUUCAUUAAUACUUAACUGCCAUCAGGCAGCAAUGACAUAAUGUUACUCAGUACAGCAACUUGUGUUGGUUACAAAUGAAUGCUUAAACUACAAGAUUUCCAAAAGAAUCUCUUUAAUGAAAGCACUAAGAUGUUAUUUAGGAAACAAAUUUGAUUAUCUUUGGAAUAAAUGAUUGAAAGACAGUGGAAAAAUUGUCCAAGAUAACUCUUUGCCUGAGAUAUAUAAAAAAAAAAAACAUGAAACAUUUCAUUCUGGAAGUUUUUCUAAGAUUUAUAUUGAUUUACCUUGGAUGUAAAUGGGUCCAAUUUAUAGGUACCUACUGUUUUGUAUUUUGGUCUAGAGUAAAACUACAGAAUGUCAUUGCCAGAAGGCAUUCCAAAAUCAUUUAAUCCUACUUUCCUACUUUGUAGGAGGGACCUACUUUGUAGGUCAGGAAAAGGAGAAUAAGGAUGAAAUUCCAUUUUAAAAAUUCUCUCUUUCCUUUUGCAAGAGCACAUGAGAAAUUCUAGGAGAAUUCAGCCUGUGUGUAUUUGGCAAGUGAGCAACGACUCCUUGGGGAGAGCUGACUCUAAGAAUAAGGUAUGAAUGGAAAGGACUGGUAUCACAAUUUGUAUAGCUGCCUUUCCACAUGGUUGUGACUAGCCUUACGAGACUGGCAUAAAAGGAAUACCAGGUUAGAUUCUUCAUGGGCUUACCUUUGACCUGGAGACAUCAAGGCUGUGAUAUAAAUUUCAGAUGUUGAAGCAAAGUCUUCAUUACACCUUAGGUGCCCCUCUUACUUCUCUAUAAAUCAUAGGAGCAUGUUAAUUAGAGCUGGAAAAACGCCUUGAGAUCAUAUAUUCCAAACUUCUCACAUUACCCUUGAGGAAGCUUAGGCCAGAGAGGAGAAAUGACUUGCCAAAGAUGAUGCGACUAGUAAGUGGCUGAGGUCAGGUUCAAACCCAUAUGUUUGAGUCUACAUUUUGUGCUUUGCCCCAUUGUACUCCCUAAAGAUUCCUCCCUAAGACCAUUCCUCCUCUGCUUUGUAUAGAGUCAUUGGAGUGCUGGACUUGGAGAAGGAAUGGCUGGCCUUGAGCCCCACCUCCAACAUUUAUUAGCUAUUUUAUCAUGGGCAUAUCAUUCAAUCUUUCUGACCCUGUUUACUUGUCUGUAAAGUGGGAAAAUACUUGCAGUACCCAUUUCCCAGGGUUGCUGUGGGACUUAAAUGAGGUCAUGUAUGUAAGAUGCUUUGCAAAAUAAGAUAUGUCAGUUAUUGUUAUAAACCAUAAUCGCUUGCUCUACUUAUAUACACUCCAGAUACACAAAUAAACCUUUCGGUCCAG
This is a messenger RNA of Dromiciops gliroides (monito del monte), 3687 nucleotides long. RefSeq names its product zinc finger protein 883-like. The annotation marks the transcript as partial. The record is from RefSeq and is a predicted model, not a curated record. Gene Ontology annotation, molecular function: RNA polymerase II cis-regulatory region sequence-specific DNA binding; DNA-binding transcription factor activity. The transcript has 4 exons. Lineage: Eukaryota; Metazoa; Chordata; Mammalia; Microbiotheria; Microbiotheriidae. Gene Ontology annotation, biological process: regulation of transcription by RNA polymerase II.